GGUAAGGAAUGUUGUAAUGGAGGCGAAAGGAGGAGAAAUCUAGAAGGAUGGAUGUGUCAGAGGAUGACAAAAUGCAGCUGAAGGUGAUGUCUGAAAAAAUAGCUGAGCUCGAUCACAGCCAGAGCCAGCUGAGGAAGCUGAAUGUUGACAUGAGGCACUGGCUGGAAGUAGCAGAUGAUGAAGUGGCUCAGCUGCGCAUGGAGAACGAAGUGCUCUCAAACAAAGUGAAGAUCAUGGAGCAGGUGGUGAACGAUGCAGGGCACGUUGAAGCAGAGCUCUGCAGGGUCAGGACUCUCCUGGCUGAGGAACAGGCCAGGAACAGCUGCAAUCAAAAGGAGAUCCAGAAAUGGGUGAGCCAACAAAAUGCCCUGAGGGAUCAAAAUGAAAAGCUCAUGGCUGAGUGGAGCCACCUGCAGCAGCAGACGGAGUCGGACCGGAUCUGCAUCAGCAACCUCCGAGCUGCACUGCAAACCCUGCAGUUUGAAAUGGAUGAGACUCAGCUAGGGCUGAAGUGUAGGGAUGAUGUUAUCCAUCAGCAAAAUUUGAGUUUGAAGCACUGCGGGGAAUCGGCAGAGGAGUCAUCCAACGUAAUAAGGGAGCUCAGGCUGAAGGUGCAGGACCUGAGGAGUCAGCUGGAGGCCAGGCAGGAUGACGCCUCGUGCGCUAGACUGGAUGAUUUGAUGGGAGGAAAAGAUGGAUCAGCUGCACGCCCGCUGUCUUUUGCAGAAGAGAUGGCGCUGCUGGCCACUUCAGUUGUGGAGAGCACUGAGGCUGUGGAGCAAGAGGCCACAGUGAAGCUGGAGAGUCCACCUGUCCGGGUUCACACCAAAAGCUUGUGGUGCAGUUGCACAGGCAGCCUAGCUUUCAUGGUGAGCUUCCUGAUGUCUCUUGGUGUUUGGACGUAUUUUGGAGAAACCUUCUGGAACUGCAUGUGCUGUAUACUAGAACCUUUCUGCGAUGUGCACUAUGUGGGCUUGCCUCCCAUCUAACUCCCGUGAUGCCUUCACAUAUUUGACACUCCC
Messenger RNA from Myripristis murdjan (pinecone soldierfish), 1022 nucleotides. RefSeq names its product dynactin subunit 1-like. Gene Ontology annotation, biological process: actin filament organization; chromosome localization to nuclear envelope involved in homologous chromosome segregation; telomere localization. Gene Ontology annotation, molecular function: dynein complex binding. The transcript has 11 exons. Bases 48 to 989 code for a protein of 313 amino acids. Lineage: Eukaryota; Metazoa; Chordata; Actinopteri; Holocentriformes; Holocentridae. Gene Ontology annotation, cellular component: lateral element; chromosome, telomeric region; meiotic nuclear membrane microtubule tethering complex. The record is from RefSeq and is a predicted model, not a curated record.